AUGUCCAGAGGUCCGGUCCCGGGCCUCCGAAAGCCCGCCCCGCGGAGCCUCAGCUGCCUCUCGGACCUGGAGAGCCGGGCGACCCCAGAGCCGCGGCUCUGCAGACCCCCCGGGAGCUCGGGCCAUGCACCGCCGCCACCGCCGGCGCCCGCAGGCUGCGACCCCCGCCUGCGGCCCAUCAUCCUGCGGCGGGCUCGCUCGCUGCCCAGCUCGCCCGAGCGCCGCCAGAAGGCCACAGGCGGGCCAGGAGCUGCGUGCCGGCCGGGGUGCAGCCGGCAGCUCCGCGUGCGCUUCGCCGACGCGCUGGGUCUGGAGCUGACGCAGGUCAAGGUGUUCAACGCGGGCGACGACCCGUCGGUGCCGCUGCACGUGCUGUCGCGGCUCGCCAUCAACUCGGACCUGUGCUGCAGCAGCCAGGACCUGGAGUUCACCCUGCAGUGCCUGGUGCCCGACUUCCUGCCGCCCAUCGAGGCAGCCGACUUCAGCGAGCGCCUGGGGCAGCAGCUGGUGUGCCUGGAGCGCGUCACCUGCUCGGACCUGGGCAUCAGCGGUACAGUGCGCGUGCGCAAUGUGGCCUUCGAGAAGCAGGUCGCGGUGCGCUACACCUUCUCCAACUGGCGUAGUGCACACGACGCGGUGGCGAGGUGGUGCGGGUCGGCGGGAGCCGAUGGCACAGAGGACGUUUUUGCUUUUGGCUUCCCGGUGCCACCCUUCCUGUUGACGCUGGGCUCCCGCGUGCACUUCGCGCUGCGCUACAGCGUGGCCGGAUCCGAGUACUGGGACAACAACCGCGGCCAAGAUUACAGCCUCACGUGUCGCAGCCACGCGCUGCACAUGCCCCGUGGGGAGUGCGAGGAGAGCUGGAUCCACUUCAUCUGAGCCGCGCAGGGCAGGGCACCUGGCAUCUCCGCACUUCAGACCCACCUGCAGUCAUUUCCCAGCUGAGCUCUCACAUCGAAGUGGCGGCUUUUCUUCACACCCGACUCCCAAACCUCAGUCAUCUGACUUCACUUCCCAGUGGUAGUGGCCGUUCUGUCAUCUACUUGAAAUGUCUGUGUAAAUGGUCUAUUAAUAGUAGCCUCGGGUGGCCAGAAUGCCAAGGUGUGUGAUGUGCUGGAGAGAGUGCCUGGUGGGUAGAUGCAUGGGAUAGCUGGCCCCUCUGGAGAGGGCCCAGGCAGGGCCUUUUGGGAAAGGCCUGCAUCCUCCUGCUAAGAAGGCCAUGGCUUUUGCAUGUGUCCUGAUUGGGUCUGUGUUUUGCCAAUGGGUUUCAGCCCGGGCAAGUUUGCUAUGGAUUCAAUGUGAUCAAAGAAAUUGACAGCAAAACGUUCUUUGGGGUGAAAGGGUCUAUUACCUGGCUUGUUCUCCUGGCAGUAGGUCGCACUAGUGUCUCUGCCUCCACCCAGAGCACUGGGCUGAGCUCUCUAUAUAGCACAAUAAUAGCUUAUUGCCUGAAGGUGUGGAAGUGGUAACCUAGUAACAGACCAGUUACAUCAUCAGGUGAUUUAAGUUCAGUGAGGAUCCUGGCCAUAGGAACCCCAGCUUCCCCACACUCCACCCCUCCAGGAUUGUUGCCUUACAGUAUACAUGCUUUCAGUCUUCUGCAAAGGUCCCUGUGCAAGAAAGCUGGAGCACUGUAACCAUAUUCCACAAUAGCAACAGAGGAUAACAACAACUUAGAGAUAAUAAAAAUUAAGAUACAGCAAGAUUUUGAUACAGGUAACAAAAAUUAUAGUAAUCCUCAAGCCAGAGGAAGUUCUCAAUCCUCAAAAGACUUUAGGGGUGAUAAGACACAUGUUUUAAUGCCACCAACAUAGGCAAAUCUUGUCCAUCAGGUAGGAUGCAUGCAAGAGAGUGCUCCUGUGAUAGGACUGUAGCGGGAAGGGGGUCCCUUCCAGGUCUAGUAUACCAUGCUUUUACUCCUUUCCCCAUGGGGGUUACUGAAGGGUCUAUAUAUAGUACUACUGGAGGUGCAUGCACUGGCCAUAAUAAAACAAAACUCCCUGGUAAGAUGCUCCUACCUUCUGGCUGUUCAGGAUAUACUACUGUGACCUUUGGCAGCCACUCUGCAGUUAUUCCAGCAAUACACAGGAGGCCAGCUUCCAGGCCUUGUCCCCAAGGUGCCAGGAGAGCCAGCCAUUGUUGGUUCAUGUGUCGAAAGGUCCAAGGCCACGUCCACCCAAUGGAGUCUCCGGAGUUCAGUGUGGUUGGUGCUGGCAGCAAGAUGUUAUUCUGGUGGCUGAACCUCGGCUUCAGUGAUUCUUCCUUGGUUUGUACCUGCAGUUGUAUAUAUAGUUGUAACAGUGCCAUCUGGGUAUUCACAUCUCUUGAAUUGGGCAGUAUGUAGUUCUCUUUGGCCAUUACUAAGCUCUAUGAUUUUGUUGCCAUUUCAUUGUACUCUGACAAUUGUACCAUCUGGGAAGAUGCUUUCUUCAUGGCCAUCAGCAAAUACGUUUUUGAUAGUUUGGUUAGAAAAUGUGAUUUAUUUUCUUCCAUCUGAGAAAUGUUUUUCUAUUAGUCUGCUUGAGAAACGUAAGACGUCUAGUCCUUCUGGGUAAGUCGUGCAAGUGACCCAGGCAGGUGCACAGUAGUAGAUCACUCUCUCAUCUGCAGGACCUGCUUCACGCCACCAUUGAAGAAACUGACGGUGAUGGUCUUCCCAUCUGCACUCACUUCUUUUUGAGUUCCACUUGGAAACAAUACAAGACGGCAUCCAUUCUUUAAAAACCUUUUCUAUCUUUCCGUCAGGAUGAUUGAUUUCUCCCUGAAUUCCUUCUUUUUCCUCUUUCUCAUGGUCCUCUUUAUAUUCAGGAUCUGUGAAGUCUGCUGGUUCAGAAGGUUCCCCGGGUGAGGCAGUUUGUCCUUUACCUGAAUUGCCUAAAACACAAGGAGGCACAGACUUGGAACUUCUAGAUGGAUUGCCUUCUGUUGGCAAAUAAUUUUUCUUGUAUUUUUCUACCUGGGUUCCUGGAGAAAUUUGACUCCUUUGAAAGCGAACUGAAGAGCUCAUGGACCCAUCAUUUUUCACAGUGGCUGCACACUGACCCCACUUGGCACUGCUCUCAGUAGCCUCCGCUUUCUUCCAGGCAUCUAGUCAGAAUCUUUCCAUCACUUUUAUUUCUUCCCGCAGGUCUGUGAUCUCUUUGACCAACAUUUCUAUCAGGCUUCUAAGAUGGCCAUGUGUGCUUGACCAUUUUGCUUCCUUUCUUUUCAGAUAUUCCUAUAAGUCUGCUAUCUGUUGUUUCAAAACCUGUUUUUUUCCCAUUUUUAUCUGGAAAAGUUCUUGCAACUGUAGUAUAUUUUUCAAAAACUCUGCACUCCUUUUGUAGCUUCCUCCUUUCCUACUUUUUAAACUCUUCUAUUUGAGCCAAUUCUUUUGCUUCCGGUUGUUCAAGGUCUGCAAUUUCUUUCCUGAGCUUUUCCAAGGCCUUUUCCCAUUCAAAAUUAAGUUUAGCUAAAGAUGUAUUAUCAGCCUUAAGUGUUUCUAUUUCUGUUUCCAAUUCGAUAACUCUCUCUCUCAAAGCUGGAGCUCUAGUGCUGUCACCUGGGAGUGUGUGUGGCCCAGACACGAGUCAGCAGCUUCUCCUGUUCUUCCACGAGUCUUUGUAGUUGCUCUAACUGUUGCCUCUUCAGCUGUUCCUGUUCCUUCUGCUGUACUUCUUUGAGCAGUUCUUCUGCUCCUCUGGCCCACCGGUUACUGCUCCGCCGCCGGGGCCUCCCAGCCUACUCCCACUGGCACUCGCGUUCUCGUGCCGCCUCCCGCAUCAAUGCCAUUUCCUUCUUCAGAGAAUCCACAGAAGUUUGCAGCUCACGUUCUUGUGCCACCAUUUCUUGGGUCUCCUCUGUAGACCUUUUUAAUACUGUGAGAAGGAGCCAACCCACAGUCCCCGCUGCCUCACGGGCACUCUGUUUC
Messenger RNA from Manis pentadactyla (Chinese pangolin), 3910 nucleotides. RefSeq names its product protein phosphatase 1 regulatory subunit 3D (gene PPP1R3D). The record is from RefSeq and is a predicted model, not a curated record. Gene Ontology annotation, molecular function: protein phosphatase 1 binding; glycogen binding. Gene Ontology annotation, biological process: regulation of glycogen biosynthetic process. The coding region runs from base 1 to 879 and encodes 292 amino acids. Lineage: Eukaryota; Metazoa; Chordata; Mammalia; Pholidota; Manidae. Gene Ontology annotation, cellular component: protein phosphatase type 1 complex. The transcript has a single exon.